Penicillium subrubescens is the source of this 1302-nucleotide messenger RNA. RefSeq lists its product as uncharacterized. The record is from RefSeq and is a predicted model, not a curated record. NCBI's taxonomy places the organism in Eukaryota, Fungi, Ascomycota, Eurotiomycetes, Eurotiales, Aspergillaceae. The coding region runs from base 35 to 832 and encodes 265 amino acids. The transcript is spliced from 3 exons.
CCUCUUUUCUAUCUUCAGAUUCUUUCUAUCCUAUAUGGUUCUAGCACUAAGCACUAAGCACCGACCCUCGCACAGCUUCACGAAGGAUUCGCACCAGCGUCUCACGAUGACUUCUUCCUCCUUCACCUCCCCCUCCUCCUUUACAACCACCACUACACACCCCAUCUUCAUCAGCAACUCUAGAGACAAUAUGCAAUCCCCCUUCAGUUACACGGACUCCUCUACCUCCUCAUCCUACUCUUCUUCCCCAGGCGGCAUGGACUUUUUCUUCUACGGGCCCCCACAGCCCAUCUAUGAGACUGCCCUGUGCGAUCUCGACGCUACCAGUCCCUUUGCCGUCUCCGAGGUCAUCCCCGAUGCUGCAUACUCCUUCACCAGCUCGCCGUACAUGUAUACUCCCAUGCACGAUUUCCCGCCCGUCUAUGAGACAUCGACGGCUACCAGCGUACCCAGUUCGGCAAGCAGCACCUGUGGCAGUACCUGCGGGAGCUCCAGCUGGAACAAUAUGCCCGAGGAAGUCCCCAUGCCCAACUUCCCUCUCACCUCUGAUGACUCGGGCCCGGACUCGCCGCCCACUCAGUCCAAACCCGCAAAGCCCUUCGGCUGCGACAACUGCGGCAAGUCCUUCACUCGCUUCGCAGACCUGAAGCGCCACCAGACGAGCGUCCACUACCCCGUCUUCCGCAAUUGCCCUGUCGAGCACUGCUCCCGCAAGGGCAGCAAUGGCUUCCCCCGCCAGGACCAUCUCGUCGAGCACCUGCGCUCUUAUCACCACCUGGAUGUUCCGAAGCGCCGGGCGCUGAAGCGUUCUGCCAAGGACGCUACACUCUAGAUGCACUGGUGGGGUUUAUCAAACUCGCGCUUUCGCUUGCCCUUUUACUUUUGCUCUGUGGGGCCAUCACCCCCCGCAGGUAUUACGAUCUUACGAUUUAUUGACUUUUAUUGUUGUUUGUUUACUCGAUUACCCUUCUGUCUUCGCCAAUGGCGUUAUUUCUUCUUUUUUAUUCUUUAGCUGGUCCUAUGAUUCAUUGCUUCUGGCAUUUUGCUUCUCUGUUUACACUUGUUUGUAUAGACUACAGUCUGCGUCUGCUCUAUCCUGUAUAGAAUACCCUUGGCUGUUUCUUCUUUGUACUUUUGUGCAAGUUUUCAGGUUUCCAUGUUUUUGUGUCGAUGAUUCGAAUGGAGGAAUGCUCGCCAACGCAAUAGACGGGGCUUAUGGGUGUUUUUUUAGAUGGGGUUUGCUUUUUUGAGGUACUACUGUACUCCACGAUGGAAACUAUAUGAAUGAAGGAAUCUAUGAAC